AUGUCCACGUGGAAAGCAAGGCUCACCAAAAGACUGAAGUCUCCACCUGGAAGGAUGCAUUCGUUUCCAUGCUCAGCUCUGCUGGCUUGCUUUGGGAAUAGCAGGGAUAAUGCCCGCUUUGAUCAGUCCAGCACUACUGAAACUCAUUCCACCAUCUAUGUACAGCCCAUGGCCAAAGUGGGCAGACACCCAAGUCACCCAAGGGUGGAAGAAAGAGCUCCAGAGAACAGGAGAGAUUCUGGCACCCAGGCAGAGCGAAAUGGCUGUGCAAAUCGGAACUCCAGUAAGCGUACCACUGUCCGGCCUGCUGAGAGUCCGGGGGAUUUGCCUGUGACCCUGCAUGAUGAACCAGAAAGUGAAGCAGUUACUUUUCCAACUUCCAUCCCCAGACCAUCAAUUAUUGAGAUGCCAAAGGAAGAAGAAUUCCAAGAAGAACCUAAGUGCCCUGAGGUGGAACAGAAGUUGACAUCAGACAGCCCACCCGAAGAUACUGAUCCUAAAGACUCGUUUCUCAUUCCAAGAAACAUCAUGGCUGAGCCAGACUACAUAGAAGAUGACAAUCCUGAACUAAUCAGGCCACAGAAACUCAUUAAUCCUGUCAAAACGUCCCGGAACCAUCAAGAUCUCCACAGAGAACUCCUUAUGAAUCAAAAAAGGGGUCUUGCCCCUCAGAAUAAACCAGAAUUGCAGAAGGUGAUGGAAAAGAGAAAACGGGACCAAGUAAUAAAGCAGAAGGAAGAGGAAGCUCAAAGGAAGAAAUCCGACUUGGAAAUGGAACUGCUGAAGCGGCAGCAGAAGUUGGAGCAGCUUGAACUUGAGAAGCAGAAAUUGCAAGAAGAGCAAGAAAACGCCCCAGAGUUUGUGAAGGUGAAAGGCAAUCUCAGGAGAACAGGCCAGGAGGUGGCCCAAGCCCAAGAGUCCUAGGCUAAGGCUGCCCCAGAGACCUGGCAUGUCCCUGCUGUCACCGGAAGAGCUGUGUCUUGAUGCCUUCUCAGCGCUCACCUCAGGGCUAGAGCCCUGGGAGAAUCCAACCAGCUGAGGGUCUCGACUACCAAAAGAAUUUGGUUGGAUCUUCCUACAGUCUGAGUGGAUAAAUUGUCUAUGACAGUUGCAGUUCCCAUUCGCCAAAUGAAGGACACUGACUGGCACAUCAGUUGGAAUAAUGGACCUGUGUUCAGAGACUAAAAACAAAAAAUUAAGAGAAAAAGGAAGAGGACACUGGAAUAAAUUGUUGAGAGUUGCCUUGCUUGGUUUUUCUCCAGUUCAAGUUUAGUGGGGCACAGAACCUUGUUUCCUUUAAAAGCUAAAGAAAAAAAUGUUUAAUUCUUUUCUGGUUAUUUGUUAGAUAAUUUAGAUUGCAUAUGUAUGCAUUUAAUGUGUUACAUCCAAUAUUUGUAAAUUUUGUUUUUAGAAUCCAAAAUUUCCUUAUUUAAUUUAUACUUUCACCCAUGUUAGAAUUAAUAGCAGAGAAUGUUAACAUUAAUGUUGAGCACAGCUAUUACCUUUGGCAGUACAAUUCAGAAAUCAGGUAAGGAGUCAAAAAUAUGUUAACAUCCAUCUUGAUCUGAUUUUACCUCCUUUUGGGUCCCUGGGUCAUCGAUGCUAUGUGGUGUCAGCCACUUUCCAGCAAGCACAUCGCAUAAAUUCAUGUAUUGCUUGAUAACCAGAAGGUUAUCUGUUCUGUUUAAUUUUUAAGUUUUCUUGCUGAGCUAGUCCUAAUAAUUGAAAGGACUCUUCAAUCCUUUGGAGAAUGGAGCUAGUCUGGAUAGCCCAGCUUCAGUAUCAAAAGCAGAGUCCAGAGUCUUUGGAUUUCUCCUGAGAGCAGUGGGGGGAAGGUUCCCAUUAGAGGCUUCUUUACUCAUUUUAAUGUGAAGCAAAUACAGAUCUGUCUUAAGAAGGCCUUAUUGAAAGAUUUUGUAUGUUUGUAUUCAUUUUGAGUAUCAUUAGAAUCCAGGCUUUAAAAAUUUCUCAUUAAUGAUCACAUACUUCUUUCCUUUUUCAUUUUCUCCCAUGGGAAGAACUGUUUCUGCACUGUCACUGUGAUGCUGUUGAUAAGGAUGAUGUUGAUGACUACUAUAUCAUAUCGCAACUCUCAGGAAAAGCUGAGGUCAGGGCGAGGUAGCUCAGUUUCCUCAUGCACGGUAAUACACUAUUCAAAGACAUCCAAGUUACAAAUAACAGCAGAAUCCUCAGUGUGUUCUCUGUAGAGACAACUCAACCAGUCACUUCUAUAUUGAGGACUGUUCUUAGACUUCCUUUAAUGAUUCGUAGAAAGCCAAAUCCAGAGCUUUGCGAUCCUCGAUUAGCAGAGUAGACGUUAGCUUUCUGUGGGAAUGCUUUAGUUUGGUAGUUGACAGUGAAGCCUGUAUUCAAUCCAAAUGUGAACAAGGAGAAGUAAGUGGAUGAUAAUGCACUGCUAGUUAGAGAAAUAUGUUAGUUGACUACACCUAGGGUGGAUUAUUUGUCUCAGCAGCAAGUAUUAUUUGAAUAAAAUAUGAGAUGCUUAAGAUAAAAUGUUGCUCCAUAAUAGUUUGCUUUUGAAGAUUAGAAUGGUGUCAUCUUUCUUUUGAGAGAAGAACGUGCAGUAACUAAUCAUCUUAAAAGAACCUCUCUGAUUGCACAUUGACUAGAGUUCUUUCUCUGUGUGUAUGGACUAAUGAUGUGAUUUGCAAAGUGAAGAUUUGGGACUGGCUCCUAUCUUUUGAUCUAACUGGAUGUUAUAUCUUGAGAGCUGUAUUCUCAGAGCAGUUCUGUCACUUCACAAAAUUCUCAAGGGCCCUAACAGGCCUCUCUAGAAGGACCAAUUCUGUUUCGAGAACUUCCUUAGAAUUCAUCCAAUACUGAGAAAAAGUUAACUAAAACACUUUCCCUCUAAUCACACUCAGAUCUGCAGAAACAUUUGUAGUUAUUACUACAGGUUCUGGCCAAAAGAGAACUUGUAAAUAGCAUAAGGUUAUGGCUUCUGCUAGGUAGCAAAGCAGACAGGUAGUGAAGCUCUUUGAGGUUGUCUGAAUCGAGUGGGCUCAGGAGCCUGAGUUUAAAAAGGUGUUCAGUCUGUCCUCAUACCUAACACUGUCCAGUCCAAACCUGAGGACUCAUGAACAUCUGAGCAGUUUUGUGCUUUGAGCCACUUUUUGUCAAAAAUGGCUCCAUUUUUUCCACUCUGUGGCUUUCUUAAAUAGUUCAGUGUCUUACAGUCUCCUAGUAAUAGUGUUGCUUUCUAAGCUACAAUAGUUAACUUUAUUCUUCUACUCCAAGAAAUCUUGACUUGUUUGAGUGUAUAUAAUAUAUAUAAAGGGAGCCUUAAUGGAUUUGUUUUCAUAAUUUAAUAUUUUUUGUAUUUGCUCUUGUAUAAUUGUUUUUAAUGGAAAGUAUUACAGAAUCAAGGGUGGAAUUCUUAGAACCAAAGUUAUUCUUAAUAAAAAUCACCACAUGCUUGGACCAUGCGGUCAUGUUUGUCUGAUCUUUUAAGAUAGGUGUCUGGAACUGGAAGGGGCUGUGUUUAGUUCAAAGAUUAAAAGGAGGUUCCAGGGUCUCCACUGGGUGGCUGUCCUCUUUGGCAGCCUUCCCCCCAGGUUAGUUAUUUCCUAUCACUGUGUUUAUUGGGUCUGACAAUUUAUAUGUGAAAUUCAUGUGAGGAUAUUGACUCUGUAUACUAGAACUUAUACACAGAAUUUAGGGCACUUGUAGCAGCAGCUAUCAUUCCUUUAGGUCAAAGUAUACAGAAUUUUAGGUAGCUUGGUAGGUCAGUAGAAGAUGUAUUUUGGGAAAGGCCAGUUUUUAGUACUUAUAAGCUAGUACAAUUGUGGGAUUCUAAAAAUUUUUUGCUUAUUCAGUUAAAUUAAUGUUAUCCUCAAUGAGGUUACUUUAGGAAGCUAUAAAUGGUUACAUUAUGCUGUUAGUUGCAAUAGUUUGAAGGUCCAAGUCUGUACUUCAUAAUUCUCCCUGUAUUUUCAACCACAAAUUGUUACUCUGCUAAUUUCUUAAUAGCUGGUAUCUUUGGAUUCUUUUUCUGAAGUCAGCUUAGAGAGUAAAGUUUAAGAUUAUUACCAUUAGCCAGGUGCCAGUGGCUCACACCUAUAAUCCUGCUUGGGAGGCUGAGAUCAGGAGGAUUGUGAUUCAAUGCCAGCCCAGGCAAAUAG
Molecule: messenger RNA, 4142 nt
Organism: Castor canadensis (American beaver)
Lineage: Eukaryota; Metazoa; Chordata; Mammalia; Rodentia; Castoridae
Gene: Fam107b
Product: family with sequence similarity 107 member B
Source: RefSeq, a predicted model, not a curated record